AUGACUUACAACGAUGUUCCAAUGACUUACAAUGAUUUUCCAAUGACUUACAAUGAUGUUCCAAUGACUUACAACGAUGUUCCAAUGACUUACAAUGAUGUUCCAAUGACUUACAACCAUGUUCCAAUGACUUACAACCAUGUUCCAAUGACUUACAACGAUGUUCCAAUGACUUACAACGAUGUUCCAAUGACUUACAACGAUGUUCCAAUGACUUACAACGAUGUUCCAAUGACUUACAACGAUGUUCCAAUGACUUACAACGAUGUUCCAAUGACUUACAACGAUGUUCCAAUGACUUACAACGAUGUUCCAAUGACUUACAACGAUGUUCCAAUGACUUACAAUGAUGUUCCAAUGACUUACAAUGAUGUUCCAAUGACUUACAAUGAUGUUCCAACGACUUACAAUGAUGUUCCAAUGACUUACAACGAUGUUCCAAUGACUUACAACGAUGUUCCAAUGACUUACAACGAUGUUCCAAUGACUUACAACGAUGUUCCAAUGACUUACAACCAUGUUCCAAUGACUUACAAUGAUGUUCCAAUGACUUACAACCAUGUUCCAAUGACUUACAAUGAUGUUCCAACGACUCACAAUGAUGUUCCAAUGACUUACAAUGAUGUUCCAAUGACUUACAACCAUGUUCCAAUGACUUACAAUGAUGUUCCAAUGACUUACAACGAUGUUCCAAUGACUUACAAUGAUGUUCCAAUGACUUACAACGAUGUUCCAAUGACUUACAACCAUGUUCCAAUGACUUACAACCAUGUUCCAAUGACUUACAACCAUGUUCCAAUGACUUACGAUGAUGUUCCAAUGACUUACAACCAUGUUCCACUGACUUACAACCAUGUUCCACUGACUUACAACCAUGUUCCAAUGAAAUAG
Hydractinia symbiolongicarpus is the source of this 891-nucleotide messenger RNA. RefSeq lists its product as uncharacterized. The record is from RefSeq and is a predicted model, not a curated record. The coding region runs from base 1 to 891 and encodes 296 amino acids. The transcript has a single exon. NCBI's taxonomy places the organism in Eukaryota, Metazoa, Cnidaria, Hydrozoa, Anthoathecata, Hydractiniidae.